Messenger RNA from Pantherophis guttatus, 2535 nucleotides. RefSeq names its product transmembrane and ubiquitin like domain containing 1 (gene TMUB1). The record is from RefSeq and is a predicted model, not a curated record. Gene Ontology annotation, molecular function: protein binding. Gene Ontology annotation, biological process: ERAD pathway. NCBI's taxonomy places the organism in Eukaryota, Metazoa, Chordata, Lepidosauria, Squamata, Colubridae.
GUCCCGGGGGCUCCCCCUGGCGGCGGCGGGCGGCGGGGCGAUGGCGCUGGUGGAGGGCGUCGGGGACGAGGUGACGGCGCUGGCGGCGCUGCUGGCGGCUCUGGGGCUGCUGGGACUGGCCUGGUUCUCCACGCGGACGGGCGAGCGGGGGGACGGAGCCCUCCCCGCCGCCUCCGCCCGCCGGGACCAACCCCGCCCCGCCGCCCCCCGCCCAGACCAGCCCCGCCCGCGCCCCAGGGAGCAGGAGGAGGGGGAGGAGGAGGGGGGGGAGGAAGGCUCGGGCCCCCCCUUCGUGCUGCGGCUCAAGUUCCUGAACGAGACGGAGCGGCUGGCCAGGGUCCGCCCCAGGGACACGGUGGGCGCCCUCAAGAGGCUCUACUUCCCAGGCCAGGAGCAGCUGGUCCGCCUCAUCUACCAGGGCCAGCUCCUCCGGGAUGACGCCCAGACUUUGGCCGCCCUGCACCUCACCAACAACAGCGUGCUCCACUGCCACGUCGCCCAGCACCGGCCUCCACCAGCCGCCACCAAUGCCGGACCCCGGACUGACGCCGAAGCUGCCCACGCUGCCCUGAACGUGGGCAGCCUGAUGAUGCCCCUCCUGGUGCUGAUGCUGGCCGCCCUGUGGUACUUCCAGCUGCAGCACCGCCACGUCUUCACCGCCACGGCCACCACCUGCCUGGCUGGCCUCACCCUGGUCUUCAGCUUCGUGGCCUUUGCCGUCUAUCGCAGAUGACGCCGGCGGAUGCCCGCUCUGCGCCCAAACUUGGGGAUGUCUGUUGGGACGCCGGGCUCCGUUGGGGGACUCGGGGACGCUGGGUCCCGUUGGGGGGACGGGGCUGGGCUCUGAGCACUAGUGGGGGGUCAGCGAGGACGUGUCUGGUCCUUGCCAACCUAAGAAGGGACCUCCAAGGUCCCUUCCGACUCUGUUAUUCUAUUCUAUUCUAUUCUAACCGCCGGUUAUUGUUUUUCCAUUAAAGCUGUGAAGGAAAAAGGGAACGCACUGUCUCCACGGUGGGUGCCGGGGGGGAUGAGAAGGGGGGCUUCUGGCUGGGCCCUACCACCUCCCCUAAACAAGGGGACAAGGGUUCACCCCAAUGGCUGCUGGUUGGGGGGCAGGAGGAGUGGUGACGCUCGCUUGGUGGCCUCUGGAGCAUCUUCAGGGAAGGGGCCUGCAGUCGCUCCCUGGACCCCCCUCUUUUCCUCCCUUCUCCCCCCAGAAGUUUGGAGCCCUGGCCUUGUUUUGGGGUGCAGUUCAGUGGGAGGGGAAUACAGGCAGUCCCCAACUUAGAACAGUCCGUUUAGUGACUGUUCCAAGUUCCAAUGGCUCUGGGAAAAAAUGGGACUUGGGACCGUUUCUCAGCCUUAGGACCGGAGCAGCCUCCCCAUGCUUGGCAGCUGAUUCGGAUUGACGACCGUCACAGGGUCCCUGGGAUCCGGGAUUUUGCGACCUCUCGACCAGCCAAGUCGGGGAGGGGUGAGGGGUGGAGGAAGCCGGGUUCGCUUAACGUCCGGGCGAUGAACGUAAUCAGCUACAGGGAUUCACUGAGUUACUGUGGCAAGGGAUGUCGCAAAAUGGGGCUAAGCUCUCAUUUAGCAAGAUAAAUUUUGGGGUCAAUUGUGGUCAUAACUCAAGGACAAUCUGUAUUGAGCUCAGCCUUCCUGGCUUCUUUCUUUCUUUCUUUCUUUCUUUCUUUCUUUCUUUCUUUCUUUCUUUCUUUUCUCUCUCUUUCUUUUUCUUUCUCUCCUUUUUCUCUCCCCUUCUUUCUCCUUCCUUCCUUUUCUUUUCUUUCUUUCUCUUACUUCCUUCUUCCAUCCCUCAAUUCUUUCUUUUGUUCUUUCUCUCGUUCUCUUUCUCUCUCCCACUUUGUUUUCUCUCUUUUUUCUCUCUUCCCUUCUUUCUCCUUUCUUUUCUUUCUCCUUUCUCUCUUGCUUCCUUCUUCCAUUCUUUCUCUUUCUCUCUCUGUUUUUUCUUUCUCUUUUUCUUUCUUUCUCUCUUGCUUUCUCUCUUACUGUUUCUUUCCCAUCCUUCCUUCCUUCCUUAUUUUUCCUUCUUUUUCGCUGCUGCCUCCUCUCUCUCUCUCUCUCUCUCCUCUCCUUCCCCAUAGCUCUGUUACCCUUCAUCUGGUAAAUAUUCUUACACUGGGGAUUUCCAGAGCGUAAGAAGCCCAGGAAAUCUUUAAAGGGGACUGACAACCACAAUAGCGACCGGGGGAUUUGUCAUUAAGUGAGACAUCGCGGAAACGGGACUCGAGACACACAACCUGUUGGCUUCCCUGUUGCCUUGGCUGGUCAGAACCCGGCUGGGAAGGUUGCCAACCCUGCGGAAUCACGGACACUGCGGCCAUCCUCACUCUGCGACGGCCGCCAAAUCGCAAUCCUGUGUCCGCUGUGUCGGUCGUAAGGGCAAGGAUUGGUCACAAGUCACUUUUUGGCCCCAUCAUGGUCACUAAAUGGAUGCUUGCCUGUCAAUUGAAGUCAAAUUGUCUGGAUGGGGAGGAACAGGCUUAGACUCAACCCUUCCAAGACCAAGUGGCU